GUCCCCGCCCAGAGUGGUGCCAGGGCGCGUUCCGUUCCAGGGGACCCUCGCUCGCACCGGCUGUGUGUGCGCUGUGCCACUGUAAUUGUGCUGGAUGCGCGCCAACGGGGGGGCCUUGCUGCGUGCCGGUGCGUGCUCCCAGUGGCCGCUGUGGGUGCUGCAUGGCUGCCAGCCUGGCAAACCGUGCGCGCGCUGGCUUUGCUGGUCCCCUGCCUCGUUUGCACGAUACUUGUUCUCGCCAUUCCCACAUCACGAGCUGACUUCAUCCUUUUUUUUCUCUCGUCCUCCCAUUCACCAUCCUCUUCUUCCCCCCCUUUUUCUUUUUCGGAGAUAUUCCUUCACCGACAUCGAGUCUUCGCUCUCACUUCCGCCCAGCCUCUCACCACAAACAACAAGAGACACGCAACUGCCCAGUUUCUACAGCAAUCUCGCUAAACCUGCGACAUUCGUAAACCCCCUUUCUUCAACCAUCUGACCGCUCCCCUUCUGCAGCUCGGCAUCAAGCGACCAAGCAGAAAAAAAAGAAAACAAAGGUCAACUGUACGAAAACGAGAAAUACAACAAAACAGCACCUCACAAUGCGUUUCAUCUCGACAAUUGCCCUCGCCAUGGCUGCCACCGCCAUGGCCAGCGCUCCUCCCAACCCCGAAGAGCGAUCCAAGUCCAUCCGCACAGGUACUGCCUGCUUCACCACAACCACCACGAUGGGCCAGAGCUGCGGCCCAGGAACAAACGCCCAGGGCAAGCCUGCGCAGGUCUGCACCCAAGUCCCUCAGGCGUCGGCAGGCUGCUUGCCGCACUGGCUCUGCAACCAAGACUCCGGCGAGGCCGUCUGCAUGAAGAAGCACGAUAGCCUCGACCUCGGUGGCAUCAUUGUCGCCCACAAGCGCGCUGCUGCCAAGGCUGAGGCCGUUGCCCUUGCUAGAGCCGCUACUAAGAAGAAGCGUGCUGAGGAGAUGCGCGCUCCCCUCAUGUCCCAGCCCGAAGGUGCCAGCAACCCCUUCCAGGACCAGCAGCAGCAGCCCCAGCACAGCGAAUACCAGCCCCAACACGACUACUCGCACCCUGCCGGCUACCAGCAACCCUCGCAUCAGGACCAGACUCAGCAGAACCCCCAUCCUUACGGCUCAUAGAUUGACCCUAAGCUGAAACGCGUUGUUCCGCGCCUCGAGGCAAUGGCUGCCGCUACGGACCGAAGCAUAAACCGCCGCAGCUGGUCGAGCAUCUUCAGUCCAACGCCAAGAUGGCUCAGUCCGGCAGCAACAGUGGCAGCAGUAACAUACACCGACGAGGCAACAGUGGAUCUAGAAAGUGGAAGACGCCAACCAUAGGGCUAUAGACCCGAGGAAAAGUGGAAAAAAGAGGAAGAAGAAUGGUUGGAUGUAUACCCGAUACCUCAUAGGAGCUGCUGUGCUUUUUAAACAACAGCUCCUCCAGCGUUUGUUGCUGUAUUUCUUCAUUGUUUUAAAUCAUCAUUAUCUUUAUUUUCUAUCUCCUCUUGUAAGCAGCACAUUGUCAUAUGGCUUUUUGGCUUAGCAAAAGGGAAAGAUUUCACCACAACAUUGCAAGACUAGCGAAAUACAUAUCUGAAUUCACAUCUACAUCAUCCCGUGUAUCGUUACAGAAAGCUAUUUUGUUCCAAGUGUGAAGAAAAAAAAGUGUAAUAUAUUGUAUUGUCAAAGAUUUCCUCGCUUCGCAACCAAGGAAUAUGUUCUCUACAGCACAAACAAGUGACGAACAAGAUGGGGAGACAAGAAAAAGUAGAAUCAAAAGAAAAUAGAACGCUGCUCUCCUUGUUCUGGAUUCGUCCCAACAAGCCCAAAACACGCAUACCAGUCAGCAUAGCCAAGCAAAGCUACACUUGUCGUCAUGUUGUCAGUCACGCCUUGCUCUCCUCCUCGCUAGAAGAAGAGCCUUCUGUUGCGGUAGUUGACUGCCAGCCCUCGCCGGUAUUCGUAACUCCUAGACGCUCAAGCAGAGUCUUUCUUCGCACAGGGCUGCCACUGCUACCGGCGGUGCUGCUGCUCUUGCUACUCGACUGUGCCUCGACUGUGUCUGGUAACUCGCCAGCUGUGGCUGCUACGUCGCUCCGAGGGACGUCCUACAGGCCUCGCAUCGAUGUGUAGCCGGUCAGCGGGCUGCCAAUCUCGCCGGGAGCACCAACAGCGCGGUGCUGGGGCGGCGAGUCGCCAAUGUCGGGGACCCAGCGGAUCAGGCGGUUUGCAUCGCCUCCUCGGCGGACGUCAAAGGUCCCGCCGCCAUUGGAGCUGUUGCCUUCGGUGUCGCAGAGAUCAAGCAGGUCCUGCUCUGUAAUAUUGGGGUCGCCAGACUGCGCGUCAAUAAGUGACUUGACCAAUCCCAGAGAAAUGUACCCGUUGCCGUCAGACUUGCCCGCGUGUACAAUGUCUUUGCAUCCUUGCGCAAGCAUCAGGCGCAGCGCAACAUGUCGCGGCUGCGACGCAGCUCGCAUCGGAUUGAUAGCAGAUGCACCGGGGGCAACGCCAAAGCCGCCAGGAGCCAUGCCGGGAGGAGCUCCCCAUCCACCGUUGCCAAAGCCGGGAGGCGCAAAGGUUUGAGAAGUCGCAGAGCUUGGGCCCCAAAGGUUGUGGCCACCCAUGGGGAAACCAUUGUCCACAAAGGGGCUUGUUCCAAACACGUUGCGGUGAGUGAUGGGAGGUCCUCGCAUAUUGGAGGCGUGCAUGUCGUGGCCAAAGGGUUCGUCGUCGUCCACAAGGGCACUGCUGCCCAGGUGCUUGGUCUCGGAAUCGUCGUCGCGGCGUGUCGCAUGCGAAAGGCUACCGGGUCGUCCGAUGGGUGCUGGUCGUCCUAUGGGCAGCGCAGAGCCAGGAGCAUCAAAGGACCCCGAUCCUUGGCGUGAAUGUCCAGGUGGGGGACCCUCUUUACCAAUUGGGAACGAUUGGCCCAUGCCAAAUUGGUCAAACCCGGGUGGUGCCAUCGCCGAUGAAGGCAUGCGGUUGCCGACAGGGCUGAUACCAGGAGGUCCCAUUAUGGUUGACGGGCUCGGGCGGAAUCCAACUGGGUAGAUAGGAUCCUGCGACAAGCGCGUUGGGAAACCUCCAGAGGUGUGCUGUACUAGGCCAGGUGGCGACUGCAAGCCCAGCGGCGGCAGAGGAUAUGAGCCUUGGACGCUGGGGAAGCCGGGCGGUGAUACAGAGUGUGGUAUCGCUGAGGACAUGCCAAAGCUUGGCUUCCUCUCCUGCCCAAUGUUGCCAGGGCUGAUCUGAGCUGGUGUGGCCGAGCUUGGUGACGGAUUCGGGCUUGUCCCAGAGUGAGAUGUGACGGAGCCUGCUCGUCCUUGUUCCUGCUGUUGGGAAGCAGCUCGAGGUCGAACGGGUGUCGGGGCUUUCGGGAGCACGGGUGUCGCAAUCGGAAUCUUUGGUGAGCCAUAGUUGAUGGGCAUUGGCGGAUACGGAGGCAUAGCAGGUGGGAUCGCAACCGAGGGACGCUGUGAAGCUGGCAGGUGAGGUGUUGAUACUGCACGCUGCUGCUGAUGUGUUCCCUUCUCCUCUCGCGCCCUGGCCUUGGCGUCGGCAGCCUCUUGGGCAUCACGUUGGGCCUUUGCAGCGCGGGCUUCCUUAUCUCGCUUGUCGCGGUCCUGCUUGUCCUUUCGCUCCUGUGCCUCACGCUCCUUUUGUUCACGGGCUUCCUUAUCUCUGAGCUUCUGCUCUUCCUUGAGCUUCUUCUCUCGUUCCUUGGCGUCGCGGGCCUUGCGCUCUUGCUCAGCCUGUUUCUCUUUUUGCUCGUGAAUUCGGCGCUGGCGUUCGGCUUCUUUGGCUAGGCGUGCGUCUUCUUCGGCUUUACGUUGGGCUUCUUUUUGCUUGCGUUUCUCAUCGGCUUUCUGUUUCUGUUCAGCGACACGCUUCUGCUCAGCAGCUAAUCGGGCAUCUUCUUCGGCAGCCUUUUCAGCAUCCUUUUUAGCCUUCUCCUCGGCCAAAGCUUGCUUGCGCUGUGCAGCCUUGUCUUUCUUCUUUUGGGCGUUCUUCGCCUUUUUGGCCUUCUGCUCGUCCACUUGCCUGCUCUCCUCCUCAAGCUCUUCGAGAAGCUUCUGCUGCCGCUCCUUGGCUACCUUUUCCUUGUAAGCGGAGAGGACUCGUUGUUCGAACAUUCGGGCGGCAAAUAUUUGGAACAUGCGUCGGCCUUCUUCCAUUCGUUGUUCUUCUGUCAUUUGAUCCUGGCAACAGCACUCAGUAUGGUAUCUUGACGGCAUUACAGAGGGGUUGGAGUAUACCUCUUCAUCAUCGUACUCCUCUUCCUGACUAUCUUCGUAGUCGUCCUCCUCAUCCUCUUCCUCGUCAUAUUCGUCCUCUUCUGGCGGAGGGUGAUUAUGAGGGGCAGGGUAUGAGCCGUUGGGAUGACCGUACCCCCGAGCAAAGUGCUCUCUGGCGUCUUCUUCUCGCGCCAUUCGACGCUCGGCGAGCUGCUCCAUCAUUUCGAUGAAGCGCUUGCCGUCGUUUUUGAGAAGGUCAUCCGCUACGGUGAGAAUGCCGCCUAAGUCCAUGUUACCAUAUCUGUGCAGUAGAGAUUCUAGGAGCUGCGUACCCUUGACUUGCAAACUGUUGCCAAACGUCAGAAAGUCGGCCACGUCCCUAUCGUGCGGGUUGUGGAACGCUUCUGGUGGUUCGUCGUCGCUAAACUCUUCGUCGUCCAUGUCGGCUUCACUAUACACUUCCUCAACUUCUUCCUCAUCAUCUUCGCCCACCUGUUCCACUAUUCGUCCCCUUACUGGCGGUUGAUCGACGUAUCCCGGCCGCAAGCCUCUGGGAGGCCGCAUGGGAAAGUCGCGUGGUGGACCUAGCAGAGGAGGACCAUCGCUUUGGUUAGCAAACUGCUCCAGCUCCAGGUAGUAGGCGUCGUAUAGCCCCUCGAGCUCUUCCUCGAUGGCGGUACGUUUGCGUCCGCAUACGGUGCAGCUACACGUGUGCUUUUGCUGCUCCUUCAUCUUACGUAGGACAGCAUCCUUUUCAACCUUGACAAGGGAUUUGCGCUCGUCUUCACCGAGUCCGAGCCAGAACUCCUUAAUGCGUUCUCGCUCUUCAUGGUUGCUCGUGCUCCAAAUCUUGUCUCGAGACAUGCCGGAGCCUCGCGUGACCUCGGCGCUUGUUUCCGGGUUUGGUGAGUCGUCCACAGACUGGGCUGUUUGUGCAUCGGCCGCUGACUUUUUCUUCUUUUUCUUAUUCUUUUUUGAUUUGGAACUUGACGCAGGGUCGCCGUUGGCAGCGCUGGCGGACUGAUUCUUGUCCAAGUUGUCGACCGCGGCGGGGUUGGGGCGCGCAGCAACAGCUGGCUGGGACGGAGGGGGGAUGACAGCAUGAGAGGUGCCAUUUUGCUCCGAGUCUAGCGCAGCGGCUUUAGCGGCGGCCUUUUGCCUUCGUUUCUGCUUCUUGCGGUUCACGGGUCUGUCCUCGGCGUCGUGGUCGUGGUCAUUUGAGAGUGGUGGGGCGAUAUUUGCGGUUGGGGUCGGCGGGAGCGAGGAGUCGGGAGAGAAGCCUUUGGGGACGGUGAUGAACUUGGAGCCGUCCUUAUUUGUGUAUUUCGAGGUACUCCUGGGCGAUGCCGGUGUUGGAGAGGCCGGCUUCUGGUUGCUGGCGGGCAUCGUCGGAUUUACGGCGUAGGAGGCAAGGAAAUCAUGAAGGGAGAUUGGAGGCUGUGCGAGGAGAGGGCGGAAGGGGGGU
[Torrubiella] hemipterigena is the source of this 5693-nucleotide messenger RNA. Lineage: Eukaryota; Fungi; Ascomycota; Sordariomycetes; Hypocreales; Clavicipitaceae. The record is from the annotation of a GenBank genome assembly.